Procambarus clarkii (red swamp crayfish) is the source of this 510-nucleotide messenger RNA. Its product is annotated as magnetosome-associated protein MamJ-like. NCBI's taxonomy places the organism in Eukaryota, Metazoa, Arthropoda, Malacostraca, Decapoda, Cambaridae. The record is from RefSeq and is a predicted model, not a curated record.
AUGUAUAGCACUUACAUCACACAUAACGCCUCAUCUGUAUCACAGUUGCAAGAUGCCACACCUGUAACACAGUUGCACGAUGCCACACAUGUACGACAGUUGCAAGACGCCACACCUGUACCACAGUUGCAAGACGCCACACCGGUUCCACAGUUGCAAGACGCCACACCUGUUCCACAGUUGCAAGACGCCACACCUGUUCCACAGUUGCAAGACGCCACACCUGUACCACAGUUGCAAGACGCCACACCUGUUCCACAGUUGCAAGACGCCACACCUGUUCCACAGUUGCAAGACGCCACACCUGUUCCACAGUUGCAAGACGCCACACCUGUACCACAGUUACAAGACGCCACACCUGUACCACAGUUGCAAGACGCCACACCUGUACCACAGUUGCAAGACGCCACACCUGUUCCACAGUUGCAAGACGCCACACCUGUACCACAGUUACAAGACGCCACACCUGUACCACAGUUGCAAGACACCACACCUGCACCACAGUUGUAA